Messenger RNA from Fusarium redolens, 1091 nucleotides. RefSeq lists its product as uncharacterized. The record is from RefSeq and is a predicted model, not a curated record. Gene Ontology annotation, cellular component: actin cytoskeleton; Arp2/3 protein complex. Bases 194 to 703 code for a protein of 169 amino acids. NCBI's taxonomy places the organism in Eukaryota, Fungi, Ascomycota, Sordariomycetes, Hypocreales, Nectriaceae. Gene Ontology annotation, biological process: Arp2/3 complex-mediated actin nucleation; actin filament polymerization. The transcript is spliced from 5 exons. Gene Ontology annotation, molecular function: actin filament binding.
UCAUCGCCCCACCUAAAGACACGGGAGACGUCAGGUCUGGCGACGCCUCACUAACUACUGCGCCUCACCUCGCCGAAGCUCCAACCUCCAACGUCAACGUCGACCGACCCCGCCGAGCUCCGUAUUCACUGUCGACAUCUUGAUUCGUGCUAUCUCCAGCUGAUUGAGGACGUCUGGGGACGUAUUUGCUGCCAUGUCUCAAUCCCUCCGACCCUACCUGCAAUGCGUACGCAGCAGCUUGACCGCCGCGCUCACCCUCUCCAACUUUGCUUCCCAAACCGCCGAGCGACAUAACGUCCCAGAGAUCGAGGCCCAGACAUCCCCCGAGGUCCUGCUGCAGCCCUUGACCAUUGCGCGCAACGAGAACGAGCGUGUCUUGAUUGAGCCCAGCAUCAACUCCGUCCGUAUCAGCAUCAAGAUCAAGCAAGCCGAUGAGAUUGAGCAUAUCCUGGUCCAUAAGUUUACAAGAUUCUUGACGCAACGUGCGGAGUCCUUCUUCAUUCUGCGGAGGAAACCUAUCAAGGGUUAUGACAUUUCUUUCCUGAUAACAAACUUCCACACUGAGGAAAUGCUGAAGCACAAGCUUGUCGACUUUAUUAUUCAGUUUAUGGAAGAGGUUGACAAGGAGAUCUCUGAGAUGAAGCUAUUUUUGAACGCUCGAGCACGAUUCGUGGCCGAAUCUUUCCUUACACCUUUUGACUGAACCCCUCAGCUGGUUUGAGGCUCGGAGUUUGCUUGGGAGUGUCGGUUGUCGCAAUGUUUCUGUGACCAGGCAAAAGGUAUCUACCAUCCAUGAUAGCGUUGACCUGCAGAGGCUCUGACAGGCGAGCCUCAUGUUGUGGCAAGGAAGGAGGUUCAAGAUAACGACAUUAGACAAACUUUGCCGACCAUACCGAAUUGAAAUGCUGUUCUUACUUGAAUUGAAGCCUCUAUUGCAUCUGACAAUGCUAUCUUUGAGAUAGAGGCUAUGGUGUAGUACCAAAAUGGGUAAGGUGAUCAGGAAGGAGGCAUAAUCGUGAUUGCCUCAUGUCGACACUGGGUCUUUACGUAAGACAUCAACACGUUCUUAAACCAACUACCAUUGUCUCAUC